This is a messenger RNA of Sphenostylis stenocarpa, 636 nucleotides long. The record is from the annotation of a GenBank genome assembly. Lineage: Eukaryota; Viridiplantae; Streptophyta; Magnoliopsida; Fabales; Fabaceae.
AUGGAUGCUAAAGAGGACCUGUAUAUGUAUAAUUCUGAUAAUGGUCAACAAAAGCUACCACUUCUGCAUAACAUGGAGGUGCCAGAUGCAAAUAGAAGCCUCGUGCAGAGAGCCAUAAGUCAAACAUUUCAAAGCACAGCCCAUUUGGCAAAUCUCUUACCAACUGGCACUGUUCUUUCUUUCCAACUUCUAUCUCCAAUAGUCACAAAUCAAGGCAACUGUGACUCGGUAUCCAAGUUGAUGACUGCUACACUUGUGGCUCUUUGUGGUGCCUCUUGCUUCAUGCAAUGCUUUACUGAUAGCUUCAGAGAUGAUAAGGGGAAUGUUUGUUAUGGACUUGCCACCUUCAAGGGCUUGUGGGUCAUUGAUGGAUCCACCACCCUUCCACCUGAACUUGGUGCAAACUUUAGAUUGAAGUUUAUAGAUUUCAUGCAUGCGGUGAUGUCAAUUUUGGUGUUUGCAGCAGUUGCAUUAUUUGAUCAGAAUGUGGUAGACUGCUUCAUUCCAUCACCUUCAACCGAGAUACGGGAAAUCCUAACAGUGUUGCCAGUAGCCAUAGGGAUUUUUUGCAGCAUGCUCUUUGUGGCGUUUCCUACACAGAGGCAUGGAAUUGGCUUUCCACUCUCACCAAAGUAA